This is a messenger RNA of Effrenium voratum, 3015 nucleotides long. The record is from the annotation of a GenBank genome assembly. Lineage: Eukaryota; Dinophyceae; Suessiales; Symbiodiniaceae.
AUGGUGCCAGACGAGGUCUUCCCACGGCAUCAGCGCGCUUCAGCGCAGCUGCCGUGCGACCAGCAGGUGUUGUCAGAGAUUCUGCGCUUCCACGAGUCCUUCGAGCGAGAGCGGGCCGAAGUGUCUGCAGCGUCGAAGCAAGGCUUCUUCGACUUCGAUGAUCUGCCAGGUGUGGAGGUCGCGGACCAGCCAAAGACGCAAAGCCUUCAGGCUGCGCAGAGCACGCAGAACGCAGAGGGCGCCCCUACAAGCGCCGCCAAAGCUGCGAGCCGGGUUCGCGGGAUGUCCAGCUCUGCAGGCUCAAGUCGCGACUUUUCCAAAGAGCUUGGCACUGCGCUGGCAUUGCUGCAGCACGUGCCGGCAGCGGUUGCCGCAGGACAAAGCGGCAUCACAGAAGUACCGGAGAAAGAUGCCCUGGCUUUGCUGCAGCGCCGCGCCGACGUGCACGUCUUGGCCGGCGAGCUGCGGCGGAGCGCCCUGCACAGUGCCUCAGAGAGGUGCUACGUGAAGCUCGUUGCAGAGCUUCUGAAGCGGCGGGCCAACCCCAACCAGGCCGACCUCGCAGGAGAGACGCCGCUGCACACCCUGGCCCAUGGAAGCUCCUGGUGUGACGCGGCGCCCAAGCAGCGCAAGGCCGCCAUCCAACGCCUGGUUGAAGGCCAGGCAGACAUUGACUUCGCCAACCCACGGGGCCGCACCCCGCUGCACGUGGCGGUGCAGAGCAAGGACUUCGCUGCACUCGAAGCGCUUCUGGAGGAGCAGGCCGAUGUGAAUGCUGCGGACCUCGGUGGGUUCACUGCCCUCAUGUGGGCUGCAGGCCGCGGCAGCGAACAGCAGGUUGCGAUGCUCCUAGAGGCACGCGCGCAGCUGAACCGCACCGCCAACCGCGGACAAACAGCUUUGCUUUUCGCUUUGACCAACAACUGUGACGAUGUUGUGACUGCCCUGCAAGAGCGGGCUGCGCUGGAGGAUCGGAAGGCUGAGGAGCGUGCAGCGUACCCUGCCGUGGAGGCGCUCCAAGAGCCGGAGGACGCGAAGUGCGCGCAGAUGCACAUGCCCUUUAUGGGGAAGGUGAAGCCGCGCUUCGCGCCGGACCUCAGCUCCGCCUCCUACGAUGACAUGGCAACACGCCUGGGCGAGCUUCCUUGCGCGAUGGAGCCUCCGGAGUGCACUUGGACCUUUGCCAAUGACCCCAUUCAGGGCCACGAGCUGCAGGGCUACUGGGGCAAUCCCAUGUGCGCCUACGCCAAAGACCGCAAUGCCAUGCCCAACGGCUUCCGCCACGAGCUGAUGCUCCGGCGCCUGGCGCUGCGCGUGGACGAGAGCGAUGGCCAGCUGCGAGCCCGGGUGGCGCUGCGGCAGGAGAACGGUAAGGUCCCGCCCUGGGCUUGGCCAGUGGAGGGCCUGGCAGUGCGCCUCGUCUUGGCAGCGUCGCUCUCGUUGGAAAGCCCGGAGUUCGAGGCGGAGCUGCGGCUGGCGCAUGGGUGCCCUGUGGCCUCGGUGGAGCUGCCUCGCAGGGCGCAGGUGCUGGUGGCCCAUGCCCUCAGCCUGCAGAUCCUGUCGGCCUUCGCUCGCCUCGAGCCUGACGGCCCCAGGUAUGGGCUUCUGUUCCCCCUGCCCUACCGGCUGCAAGAAGCCAGCUUGCUGCAGCUGCAGCUGGACUCCGACCCGUACCUGAUCCUGCCCAUGGCCGUACCUCCCAAAGAGCUGGACGACAUCGAGUUCCACGACCCCUGCUGCCACGAGUCCACAGGCUCUGACAUUUGGGAUCCUGGGCUGGUGCUCGCAGCCGCUCUACCACAGCUGCUGGCCGCGGAAUCCAGGCCGCAACUGGUUCUUGAACUCGGUGCUGGUCUUUCCCUCUGCGGAUUGGUUGCUGCCCUCUUGGGACAUGACUGUGUUGCCACAGAUGCGGAAAUGGCGAUCGCUUCCACGCGACAAGCUGGCGAGGAGAACGCUGGGUUGCUUUCGAGCGCCAACGCGCGAUGGCGGGCGGAGGUCAUGGACUGGAGAAGUCCUCCUUCCUGGAUUGUGGACCAGCAGUGGGACGUGUUGCUGGGCGGUGACCUCGCCUGGUCCUCCGCGCGGGAGUUUGUGCCCGCCCGCGGGCGGGAGGAGAUGCUGCAGAACCCCCUGCUGCAGCUCCUGUCGCGGCUCCGCUUCGGCCGCUUCUUCCUGGCAGAACGAGAGCGAGACCUCGAGGCCAUCGAAGACUUCUUCCGAGCCCUGGAGUGCUUUGGCUUCAACGCCAUUAGACUAGACUCGCCCACCGGCCCCAGCGGCGCUGCGCUCACGGAUGCGAAAGACAUUGCGCUGUGGACCGUGCAGCACUCGUGCAUUCUAGACAUCCCACCAAGUCCAAGCCCACAGGCGGGUGACAAUCUUUUGCCCGGCCAGCUGCUCGAGGAAUUCUUGCAGCAGCAUUCCUGGCUGUGUGAUGGCAAGGUUCUGCAGCUUAUCUCAGGCGAAGCAGCCCCUGUGAGAUCAAGACCGGGGUGGGCAGAGACGUCUGACUGGGAGAGAGAUUCCUCCCUCGGCAUUGUGGAUGCGCCACGGUUACUGCUGCUGGCUCUUGAGCUGCCUUGCCUGAGCCGCCUUGGUCGCCUUUGCGCCCUGCGGGCGCCAAGGCCCACCAGGCUUCUCCUGCCAAAGCGUGGGCAAAGAGCUGACUCAGCUCUUCAAGAGGCAAUACAGCAAGGAUUCGCAGUUCAUGUUUUGGCUAGACAUCGCGCAGAAGACAUUGCAAUCUACGCCAUUGACUGGAACGAGCCGGCUGUGAGCGUCUACUCCUUCCAGGGCCAAGCCUUUGUUUGCGCGGAGCUCCCCUCCGCCUGGUCCCACUGUAGCCCACAUGGGCUCGAGGUGCACGCGUCCAGGGGCGAAUUGCUCUUCACCUGGGAGGAGCUCGGAUGGCAGCGGCAAGUGCGACUGCCCUUCAAGGUGGACCUGGAAAAGAUGGACGCCUGCCGCAAGCAUAAGACCCGCUUGGAGAUCAAGCUGCGACGCAUGAAGUAA